Messenger RNA from Thlaspi arvense, 1515 nucleotides. The record is from the annotation of a GenBank genome assembly. NCBI's taxonomy places the organism in Eukaryota, Viridiplantae, Streptophyta, Magnoliopsida, Brassicales, Brassicaceae.
AUGGCAACGACGUACGCGUGGUUAUGGACGCUUCUCGCCUUGGUUCUGACAUGGAUAGUUUUUCACCUCAUCAAGAGAAAGAAAGCAGCAACCGAGGAGGCAGAAGCGGAGGUCGAGGCAGAAGAGAGCAGAAACGGUGUUGCUGAUGUCAUCAUUGUUGGGGCGGGUGUGGCAGGCGCAGCUCUCGCUUAUGCUCUUGCUAAGGAUGGACGACGAGUACAUAUUAUAGAGAGGGACAUGAAAGAACCACAAAGAUUUAUGGGAGAGCUGAUGCAACCAGGAGGCCGCCUCAAGUUAUCUCAGCUUGGCCUUGAAGAUUGUUUGGAUGAGAUAGAUGCUCAAGAAGUAAAGUCCUUGGCAAUUUACAAGGACGGGAAACACGAGACCUUGUAUUUUCCGGAUGACAAUAAGUUUCCACAUGAACCAGUGGGUAGAUUCUUACGUAAUGGCCGUAUGGUACAACGUCUACGCAAAAAGGCAGCUUCUCUACCCAAUGUACAACUAGAAGAAGGAACGGUAAAGUCUUUGAUAGAAGAAAAAGGAGUGAUUAAAGGAGUAACAUACAAGAACAGCGCAGGCGAAGAAACAACGGCCUAUGCACCUCUCACAGUGGAGGAAGUGCCCUCGUAUUUUGUGGGUUUUGUCACGAAGAAUAGCCGACUUGAAGAUCCACAUAGUCUACAUCUGAUUUUUUCUAAACCUUUAGUUGGUGUUAUAUAUCAAAUAACCAGCAAUGAGGUUCGUUGUGCUGCCGAGAUUCCUCCUGAUAGUAUUCCUUCUAUGGCGAAUGGUGAUAUGGUUAACUUUCUCAAGAAAACUGUGGCUCCUCAGAUACCUGAAACUGGAAAACUCCGGGAGAUAUUUUUGAAAGGGAUUGAGGAGGGGCUACUAGAGGUGAAAACAACUGCGAAUAAGAAUAUGUCAGCGAGACCUUGUGAUAAGAAAGGAGUGAUUGUGUUGGGAGAUGCAUUCAAUAUGCGUCAUCCUAUAGUCGCGUCAGGGAUGAUGGUUGCACUCUCGGACGUUCUCAUUCUACGCAAUCUUCUCAGGCCACUGCCUAACUUUGGCAAUACUAAAAAGGUCUCGGAGCUUGUCAAGUCCUUUUACAUCAUUCGUAAGCCAAUGUCAGCGACAGUGAACACGCUGGCGAAUGUGUUUUCACGAGCGCUGAUCGCAACAACGGACGAAGCAAGAGAGGGAAUGCGACAAGGCUGCUUUAAUUACCUAAGCAGUGGUGGUUUCCGAACAUCAGGAAUAAUGGCUAUUCUUGGAGGCAUGAACCCUCGUCCCCUUUCGCUAGUCCUUCAUCUUGUCGGCAUCACCCUCACCUCCAUGGGAUACUUGCUCUCUCCCUUUCCUUCUCCCCGUCGCUUUUGGCAUAGCGUCAGACUUUUUGCGUUGGCUUUGAAAAUGUUGGGUGCACAUUUGGUGGAUGAAGGAUUUAAAGAGAUGUUGAUUCCGACAAACGCAGCUGCGUAUCGUCGAAGCUAUAUGGUCACGGCGGCCAGCGACUGA